Molecule: messenger RNA, 767 nt
Organism: Prorocentrum cordatum
Lineage: Eukaryota; Dinophyceae; Prorocentrales; Prorocentraceae
Source: the annotation of a GenBank genome assembly
GAUGGACCAUCGUGCUGUUCUGGUGCCUAUUCAUGACCCAAUUCGACGCGGGAUCUGCUGGGCCCCCGACAGCGGUGGGAGGGCCAAUUCGGUGGCUGACCAGUCCGCGGGCUUACUCCGCAAUUGGCGGAGAGGACCGCCUCGAUACCGAGCUGGCGGCAGCGACGCAAGCAUGCCAGAGGGUCACGAUCCUUUUUGCGCAGGGCCCCAGCACGGCCACGCCUGAUGCCGGCGACGCGCGCUGUCAGGUGGCGGCCAAGCUCGUCUCGGUCAACCCUGGCUCUCGCGGGCCACUUCUCAACUUCCUGCCGCACUUCCCCCGCGAGGUGGUCGUGGCCCAGGAGACGCGGGUGAUCGACCAGCGGCUGGGGGCUGUUCAAUAUGUCGCGCGCGACGCAGGUUGGCGCGGCCUCUGGGCCCCUGCCGAGGAGACGGGAGUAGCGUCCGCGGCGUCGUGCUCCAGUGGGAUAUGCGUGCUCGCGCCUACCAACGUGAUGGGCAUCGGUGUUACUGGGGCCAACCUCUCGAUCCAAUGGGCGCUUGCGAAGCGCGCGGCGGCGUGGAAAGCGCGCGGCCUCGACGGGGCCAUCGGGGGCGACUGGGGCGCCGACGGCCAGAGCAUCAACAUUGGCGGCUGGGUUGGGCCUUUGGCAGGCACUCGCUUCCAGCCGUCGGCCCCUACGUGCGCCACCUGCAGUGCAGUGUCCACCAUCGACUACUUCUCGGCGGCCAGCAAUCUCGCGCCCCGAGUCUCUCGCCAGCCCGAG